This is a messenger RNA of Olea europaea var. sylvestris, 3180 nucleotides long. Its product is annotated as probable helicase CHR10. The record is from RefSeq and is a predicted model, not a curated record. NCBI's taxonomy places the organism in Eukaryota, Viridiplantae, Streptophyta, Magnoliopsida, Lamiales, Oleaceae. The coding region runs from base 161 to 2557 and encodes 798 amino acids. Gene Ontology annotation, biological process: DNA repair; chromatin remodeling. The transcript has 16 exons. Gene Ontology annotation, molecular function: DNA helicase activity; ATP binding; ATP-dependent chromatin remodeler activity.
CACCUGCAAUUUAGUGUACGGUUUUACCCUUCACUGCUGUUAUCUAAAUACCCUUGGAGCAUCCGUGGUUGCCUAUUUUACUAAGGUCAUAGUCGUCAUUUUACGAAAUUUAAAGCUCAAACCCCUUUCUCCUCCACCGCCAAUCCCAAAACUCCGAAACAUGAACUACUCGCAGAGACUAAUCGCGGCGGCGAAAUACGUCUACGCCGGAGAAUUACGGGCCGCAGGGGCAAAUAUAAACCCCGACGACCUCCAGAUCAACGCCACUCUUAAGCCUCACCAAUUAGAAGGCAUCUCGUGGCUCAUCCGACGGUUCCACCUCGGGGUCAACGUCGUUCUCGGAGAUGAGAUGGGACUGGGGAAGACUUUGCAAGCCAUCUCUCUUCUAAGUUAUCUAAAAGUAUGUCAAAGGACUCCUGGACCAUUUUUGGUAUUAUGUCCUUUAAGUGUGAUUGGUGGCUGGGUGUCUGAGGUAGCAAAUUUUGCUCCAAAAUUGAGACUACUUCGUUAUGUUGGAGAUAAAGAACAUCGACGUAAUUUGCGCAGGGACAUGUACGAGAAUGUAAAAGAGCAGUCAUUACCAUCGGAUACACUGAAAUUGCCAUUCGAUGUGCUGUUGACUACCUAUGACAUAGCAUUGCUCGAUCAGGAUUUCCUGUCCCAAUUCCCAUGGCAUUAUGUAGUAAUUGAUGAAGCACAAAGACUCAAAAAUCCUUCCAGUGUUUUAUAUACUGUUUUAAGAGAACCGUUUGUCAUGCCAAGAAAAUUACUGCUGACUGGUACACCCAUUCAGAACAAUCUUACUGAACUUUGGGCAUUGAUGCAUUUCUGUUUGCCUUCAAUCUUCGGAAAACUGGAGCAAUUUCUUUCUGCCUUCAAGGAAGCUGGAGAGCCUUCAACAGGACACGAUGCAGCAAAGACGAAGGAGCAAUUCAAGAUUUUGAAGUACGUACUGGGAGCAUUCAUGCUUCGAAGAACCAAGUAUAAGCUAGUUGAGUCUGGAACUCUUUCGCUGCCACCUCUUACUGAGAUAACUAUGAUGGCCCCUUUAGUGCCCCUGCAGAAGAAGGUUUAUGUAUCAAUCCUUAGGAAGGAACUUCCAAAGCUGCUCGCACUUGCUUCUGGAGCUUCAAAUGCCCAGUCAUUGCACAAUGUUGUAAUUCAGCUGCGGAAAACAUGUAGUCACCCAUAUCUUUUCCCUGGCAUUGAGCCUGAACCAUAUCAGGAGGGUGAGCACCUGGUUCAGAAUUUAUUAUCCAUUGCCAAUAUGAUCUGUGCAUUCCCAACAAAUUAUGAAAAACAUUUUUGUACUUUGCAGGUUAUAUUUUAUGAGCAAGAUUGGAAUCCGCAGGUAGACAAGCAGGCUCUGCAACGCACACACCGAAUUGGUCAAACAAAUCAUGUUUUAUCUAUAAAUUUAGUUACAGGGCGGACAAUAGAAGAGGUUAUUAUGCGUAGAGCAGAAAGGAAAUUGCAGCUUAGUUAUAACGUUGUGGGAGAGGAUAAUUUAGAUAAUGAGGGAAAGGACAUUGCUGGAACUGAAGCUGGUGAUUUGCGAUCUGCUAUAUUCGGGUUACAUAUGUUUGACCCUACUGAGAUGAGCACCAAAGAAUUGGGUCAAGUAAAUAAAAGUGGAUUGAUUGCUCUGGCUGAAAAGAUAACUGCAAUCCGCCAUGAGCCACAAGCUGAUAUAUAUGAUAAAAAGUUUGAGAUCAAUCACGUGGAUGUGCUGGGUGGUGGUGAUCUAGUCAUGAAAGAGGAUUCAGAGUCUGUCGAUUUUGAUCCUGGUCUUGACGAGGCUGCAUAUUUGUCAUGGGUCGAGAAGUUCAAGCAAGCAUCACUAUCAAAUGAGAGUACUAUGUUAGAUUUGGGAAAUAGGAGAGGCAUUCCUGAUGAUAAGCAUCUCAAAGCUGAAGCUGCUAAGAAGAAGGCGGAGGAGAAAAAACUAUCCAAAUGGGAAGCUCUUGGUUAUCAUUCAUUGUCUAUAUGUAGUCCUGUGCAACCUUCGGUUCCCACAGAUCAGGAUUUCUCAGAUUCUAGUUCUGUUAAUUUUGUUUAUGGAGACUGCACACAACCAUCAAGAGUUUGUCCUUCAGAGCCUACAAUUAUAUUUAGCUGUGUUGAUGAUUCUGGAAUUUGGGGUCAUGGGGGUAUGUUUGAUGCACUAGCAAAACUCUCGGCCAAUGUUCCAAAUGCAUACCAGCGAGCUUCUGAAUUUGGGGAUCUUCAUCUAGGUGAUGUGCAUCUAAUAGAUAUUACAGAUGAUAGCAGUAGUGAGAGCAAUGCUCGUCAAUGGGUGGCUUUGUCUGUUGUACAGUCAUACAAUGCCAGGCGCAAAAUCCCACGAAGUAAAAUCUCUAUUUCCGAUUUAGAAGUUUGCAUUGCAAAAGCUUCAUUUUCAGCUGCUCAAAAUUCUGCUUCAAUCCACAUGCCACGGAUUGGUUAUCAGGAUGGCUCAGAUCGUUCAGAAUGGUAUACCGUCGAACGUCUUCUACGGAAACAUGCUUCUUUAUAUGGGAUAAAUAUUUACGUGUAUUAUUUCCGACGUGCCACAUGAGCAGACAAGGAUUAUAAGCGUCUGUUGAAUAUAUGACGAGUUGACAUGUCCUGUCAACUGCACAUCGGAUGAGGUGUCGCUUUACCAUUUCAGUUUUAGCUUAGGUAGCCUUAUUUCUAGUUUUUUUGGAAGGGAGAAUGGUGUUUAGGAUGCAAUUUCUGCAUUUCGUUUUUGUAAUGUAAUGUAUAUCCUGAUUCCUAUCACUUAAGGAUGCUAAAAUGGAUUCUGUUCCUAGCUCUGGGAUGGGACUGUUUCCAAGGUUUGUUCAAAGCUUGAUCGUAUGUUCAAUCUCGUUAGCAUGUAAAACUCUGAAGACAUUUUUUUUUUUUUUUUUGGUGUACUAGUUGGACGGUACUUUGUAUAUUACUUGAUUUUAGUUACAGAAUUAGAGCCAAGCCAACAUGCAGUUCAUGAAACUUGAUUAUGUCCCAAACACCGGGUAAAUCCUUAACCCUUCCACCAUGUACAAGGAUCCUUGUUAAGCAUCCAUGGCUGAAUGGUUAAAGCGCCCAAUUAAAAUCAGGAGUUGGGUUAAAUGUACUGUGUCACCAAACUUUGAGUGGAAGAGCAUACUGGUCACUCAUUUUGAAUUUGGUGCAAUCAAAUCAUUCAACUUCAAAUUA